Rotaria sp. Silwood1 is the source of this 957-nucleotide messenger RNA. Lineage: Eukaryota; Metazoa; Rotifera; Eurotatoria; Philodinida; Philodinidae. The record is from the annotation of a GenBank genome assembly.
AUGAUAAAAGAUAAUUCAUUUGAAGAAAAUGUUAAACAAUGGAAUGCUCGAACAGCUAGUAUUGUACCACAUGAUUAUAUUUAUUAUGGAAAAUGUUUUAUUGGAGGUGCUCUUGCAUGUGGUUCAACACAUUUAAUAAUAACACCUCUUGAUGUAACCAAAUGUAACAUGCAGGUUGAUCCAAUGAAAUAUCGAAAUUUGUUAAGUAGUCUUCGAACAAUAAUACAUGAAGAAGGUAGUCGAGCUAUAUGGAAAGGAUGGGAACCUACUUUAUUAGGUUAUUCUCCACAAGGUGCUCUGAAAUUUGGUCUUUAUGAAGUAUUUAAAGAUAUAUUAUCAAAUAUAGUUGGUUAUGAAAAUUCUCAAAAAUAUCGUGGAUUAAUUUGGCUUAGUGGAGCUGCAGGAUCAGAAUUUUGUGGUUGUAUUGCUUUAUGUCCUAUGGAAAUGGUUAAAGUUAAAGUUCAAACAAGUGUCCCAGGUACAUUUCCAACAGGAUUAAUACCAGCUACUAUUCAAAUGAAUAUAAAUAGAAAUAUAACUAGAUUUCCAUAUGGAUCUAUUAUACCUUUAUGGUCAAGACAAAUUCCAUAUACAGUUACGAAAUUUUAUUUUUUUGAAAAGACUGUUCAAAUGUUGUAUACUCACGUAUUUACAAAAGAAAAAUCAACUUAUUCGAAAAGUACUCAAUUAGGAAUAACAUUUGCUGCUGGUUAUUUAGCUGGAAUAAUUUGUGCUAUUGUAUCUCAUCCAGGUGAUUCAAUUGUUUCAUUAAUGGCUAAACCAUAUUAUAAAGAUAAAUCAAUUAAACAAAUAGCAAAAGAUUUUGGUAUUAUUAAUUUAUGUACAAAAGGUCUUGGAACAAGAAUUCUUAUGAUUGGAACAAUAGCUGCUCUUCAAUGGUGGAUUUAUGAUACAUUUAAAACAACUAUGGGGAUGGGUACAACUGGAGGAAAAUAA